This is a messenger RNA of Geosmithia morbida, 2676 nucleotides long. Its product is annotated as Fungal trans. The record is from RefSeq and is a predicted model, not a curated record. Bases 1 to 2676 code for a protein of 891 amino acids. Lineage: Eukaryota; Fungi; Ascomycota; Sordariomycetes; Hypocreales; Bionectriaceae. Gene Ontology annotation, biological process: DNA-templated transcription; positive regulation of transcription by RNA polymerase II. The transcript is spliced from 4 exons. Gene Ontology annotation, molecular function: zinc ion binding; sequence-specific DNA binding; DNA-binding transcription factor activity, RNA polymerase II-specific.
AUGGAUAGAUUUCCUUCCUCUCCGUUCAAUCAGGCAAUCAGACACACACUCAUCGACCCAGGACGUACCAACAAGGUCCGUGCCCUCGAGGCCCAGCUGGCCCAGUACGUCGACGACGACGACACCGAUGCCCGCAGCCCUGAAGACAUGAUCAGGCCCGGAGGAAUGGUCCGCCUGGGUGCCGAGGACGAGACCCCGCGUUACCUGGGUCCCAGCAGCGGCAUCGCCAUGACAAGGCUGCUCAUGGAGGAGGCCAAGCGCUUUAGCCAGUCCAACCGCGUGGCCGAUCUCAUCCCCGAUCUCGAAACCCGUAGGCGGAACCGCAUGCAGUCGAUCCAGAUGACGGCCGCCAACAACUAUCCGACCAUGAGCGGGGAGCCCGCAGAGGAGCUCCCUAGAAGAGAUACGGCUACCAAGCUGGUGGAGAUCUACAAACACAAGGGUGAGGACACGUCUCAGGUUCUAUGGCCCAUUCUGCAUGAGCCAAGCCUCGAAAAGGACGUCGACGACGUCUACAAAGGCGACAAGGACGUAUACAAGAGAUUCGUCACGAACAUGGUAUUUGCCAUUGCACUCCAACGCAUGUCGAUCCGGUACGCCGGUUUGGCUGACGCCUUCUACCUGGCCGCGAUGAAGAACUUUGAAGCCGUGCUCCGUCCCAAGGAUCUGAAGACGCUGCAGUGCCUCGCACUCAUCGGCCAGUACUCCCUCAUCACACCCACUCGCGCCCCCGUCUACUACGUCAUCGGCCUUGCUGCUAGGAUCUGCCAGCAAGAGGGUCUCGUGGACGAGACGACCAUAACGGCGGGCUACAAUCUGGACCCGCUUACUCUGGAUCUGAGGCGUCGCGUCGUCUGGAACUUGGCGUCGCUCGAGUACGGUCUGUCGCACACCCUGGGCCGGCCUAACAUCUUUGCUACCAGCGACGAGAAGCUUGACGUCCGCUUCCUCUCCGCAAUGCCGGAUCAAUACAUCACAGAGAACGGCAUCAGGCCGGGGCCAGAGAGCGAGGAUAAGCUUGUGGCCAUCCACGCCUUCAAGUUGAGGAUUCACCAGGCCGAGAUACGACGCACCUUGUACGAGCGCAAGCGGCCAGAGCCGGAGAACGAUUCCAGUCCUUGGCACCAGGAGAUGGAGAGACAGCUAGAAGGCUGGCUGAACGAGGGCCCAUCGAGUCCUCUGUGGUGCAGAAUCUGGUUCGUGGGAUGCUACCACCAAAACCUCAUCUUCAUCUACCGACCGUCGCCGCAGAUCCCCAAGCCCUCAUCCAGGGCUGCCGAAAUCUGCUUCAACAGUGCAGCCAACAUCAUCAACCUGUCGUACAAGCAGACCGACGAGGUGUCAGUCAGCAUCACUUGGGUGUUCCUGCUAACCCUUAACAUGUCGCUCACCACACUCCUAUGGUCCAUGUCAUACCCUGAAGUGCGUAGCGUGCACUCGAGGGAGGAGGCAGAAGCUCUCGUCAAUAAGGCUCUCGAGAUCAUCGAGACGUGUGAGAAGCGCUGGCCUGGGUCCGGCAACUCGUCGGAGUUGUUUUCCAUCUUGUCCAAGGCCUGCAUACAGAGCUACGAAUCAGCUGGAUACCAGCCUAAUAUGGUGUUCAACACGUCAUCCAGCUCCGAGGGCGGAAGCUCGCCUGAUGCAUCGUCCCAAUCCCAAGCCGGCAGUAAUACCGGAAGCACAAGGCAAACCCCGCAACCCCCGCAACCCCCGCAACCCCCGCAGUACCUCAACCCUCCUCAGUUCGGCUCCGUCUUCGGCUCAUCACCCGAGUCCAUCAACAGCUACACCCUCGAACAAAGCUUCCCGCACCCGCAGCCGACCUUUCGCUCCAACUCCAUCUUCCAAAGCCCCUCGGCCACCGACACUCAUGGCCGCCGCUUCUCCUACUUCCCACCAGAAUUCAAUAUUGACGAGGUGCCGGACCCCGGAGACCCGGGUGCGCAACCGUCACCACCACCUGUUCCCAACCAGCAGCAGAGUUUCGUGAACUCUCGAAACCAAGCGCCGCCGAAUCAGAUGCCCGGACCUCUUGACCCCAUGGACGUAUCGAGCUCCCCAUCGAACAUGACAUCACCUCCACAUGUCCCACAUCAGCAACAGCCGAUGCCGUCUUCUGGUCCUCCUCCGCCGCCGCAGGAUACGAUGGGAGGAAGCAUGCCGCCUCACCCGAAAAUAAACCACGUCGCGCCGCAAGCUGCACAGCGUGUCCCCCCCUACACCAUGCCUCCGCAGCUCAGGCAACAGCCACAACAGCAGCAACAGCAACAUCAUCCCUCCCCACAGCAAUCCCCCUCCGUCACCAUCCCACAGACAGACUGGUUCUCCAACUCAGCUGCUUUCGUGAUGCCCUAUCCCGGUCCCAUGGGCAACUCGAACGGCUUCUACGAUGAGAUGAUGCCUGAAGGUGGCAGUGGCAUCGGCAGCGGUAUGGUGGGCGGCUCGUUUGGUGACUUUCCCAUGACCCAGGGCUUCGGGCUCGAGACUGUGGGUGCCAACGCCGCACUGGGUAGCCAGCAGUUUGGGAGGGCCAUGAUGCCGGGGAGGCAGGAUAGUCUUACGCAGUCGCAGCAGCUUGAGCUGAUGAACUCUCUUGAGACGGAGAGCUUUGGCGACUUCGACGCGUACCUCAAGCCUGAAGACAAUAGUACGGGUUUGAAUACCGGCUGGUACUAA